AUGAACAACUUGAAGUUGGAGGGCGAAAAGCACCAAGAACGUGCUGAUGAGCUCGCCGAAAAGGUCAAGGAACUUGAACAAGAAAUUCUUGAAAAGGACCACCAGAUCCAGGCUCUCACCAGAAAGAACCAAGUCUUGGAAGAACAAGUUGAGAAGCUUGAAACCGACCUCGAAGAGAUUAAGCACACCGCUGAUGAAUCGCACUCUCUUAAGACUUCGAAUGACAACUACACCAAGAAGAACCAAGUCUUGGAAGAAGAACUUGAAGAAGCUGACAAGAACUUGAAGGAAACUACCGAAAAGUUGAGAGAGACCGACAUCAAGGCUGAACAACUUGAAAGAAAGGUGGCUUCGUUGGAAUCCGAAAAGGAAGAAUGGGAACGCAAGUACGAGGAAUUGUCUGAACAAUACAAUGCCGCCAAGUCUGAGUUGGAUGAAAUCUCGCAACAAUUGGAAGCCAUCUAA
Messenger RNA from Diutina rugosa, 465 nucleotides. It is a transcript of the gene TPM2, whose product is annotated as tropomyosin. NCBI's taxonomy places the organism in Eukaryota, Fungi, Ascomycota, Pichiomycetes, Serinales, Debaryomycetaceae. Bases 1 to 465 code for a protein of 154 amino acids. The record is from RefSeq and is a predicted model, not a curated record. The transcript has a single exon.